This is a messenger RNA of Phymastichus coffea, 3277 nucleotides long. RefSeq names its product male-specific lethal 1-like 1. Bases 306 to 1508 code for a protein of 400 amino acids. The record is from RefSeq and is a predicted model, not a curated record. The transcript has 5 exons. NCBI's taxonomy places the organism in Eukaryota, Metazoa, Arthropoda, Insecta, Hymenoptera, Eulophidae. Gene Ontology annotation, cellular component: MSL complex.
UUGUGUUGGAAUAACAGUUGUGUCUGUGACUAUCUGUGUUGAGCGUUCGAGUCGUAGAUGUCUCUGUGUAGUGCUGGGUGUACGGUUGGAGUGGUUGUGUUGUGAUCGGUUGCGAGAACACGAAAAUCAUAAAUCCGCGACUUUCUGAUUGUAAAAAGAUUAUUUUCGUAUGAAUAUAUGGGUGCACUUGAUUAUUUUUAAUUCUGAAAGACGAAAAAAAUAUUGUUAUUUGUGUAAAUAUAAAAAGUUUAAAAUUUCUUUUCGGGUUCACUUUCGAUUGAUAUAAUUCUCUAGAGGCUUGUAAGAUGUCGGUGUGCGCCAAGGUUAAGUUUAGUAAUAUUCCGGUGGGGUCCCUAGAACGAAUACAGCGCUGUCAUAGGAGUGCGGCAAAUUCAAUUGAUUUUGAUGUUUUUCAAAAUAUCAAAAUGCCUAGCAGAAUUACUAGGAGUAGUAGUCUUAAGUUACGAUUGGAGCGUAUGGAUAGGAGAGUGAGCUUGCAAAAGUUGCGAUCUGAUAAUGCAGAUAGUCUUGAUCACAGUGGGCCGUGUUCACCGCCAUCUCUUAAUACAUCUAUUAAUAGUCUUCCUUCGACAAGUGAGCAUCACAAAAACCCACCAAUAGAAACUCACAGUCAACAGUACAGUGAAAGUUUUAAGAUAAGGUUGAACACAAGUGGAGGUAUUACUACUGUGAAGCAAGAACCACUUGACAAAUAUGAAUGCAAACCAGAACCAAUAGAAGAUUCAUGGGAAAAUAAGAAAAAACGUAAGUCUGAUUCUCAUACAAACAAUGGUACCAAGCGUAAAAGAGGAGUGUCUAGUUCUUCAACUGUAAGCAAUGAUACUUCCUCAACACUACCAGAAACUCUUGGAGGCAAAGGUCCUAGUUUUGAGAGUUUGAGAAAGGUAGAAAAGAAAAGUAAAUCUUUUCUAAAAAAGGAUAGUUUUUUAGUGACCGAGGAACAUUAUUACACAGCCGUUGGUGAACCAAAUUACAUGUUGUGUCUCAGUGAUAGAUCAUCAGAAGAAACUAGUAAUAGUAACUUGGAAGUUCCUAACUGGAGAGUAAAAGUCUACACGAGCUGUUACACUAUGGAAGGAACAGAAAAUUUAGAUGAUGAAAUUUUUAACAAGAGGCAUUUAAAACUUGAAAAUGACGAGAGACGGCGUAAACGAUGGGAUGUUCAAAGGAUAAGAGAGCAAAGACACAUUGAAAAGUUGAAGCAAAGACAAGAGAGGCAAAGUCACCAUCCAACAUGUAUGAAUGUAAAUCAUACUGGGCCUUGUUUGGCUACAGCCGAGGAAGAAAACGUCAUAACAUUAUGGCCAGAACUUGAUCAAAUACAAAGUAUUCAAGUCGAUCCUCAAUUACCUGUAUCUUCAUUUGGCUCUUCGGUUGCUUAUUUUCCAUUAAGUGAUUUUAUUUUGCCUUGGUUUCCAAAUAUGAAGUCUAAAACUAGGCAUCCCAAACGAUUGAACAAUAAAAGAAAAAAGUCGUCAAGAAGAUAAAAAAAGCUUUUAAAUAUGUGCUACAGUGAUUUUUAUCCUGGAGAAAAAACAUUUUUAAUCGCAGUAUGUAGUUAGUGCAACUUUGACUAUUUUUUUGUGUAUCUUAAGUGCAUUACUUCAGCUGCGUACGGUGGCGCACCAAAGAUGUUUUUUUUUCUUUUAAUACUCAUUCAUUUUUUAAUGUUUUUUCUGAGAAAAUGCACAUACGAGACAGCUGAUUAUUUUAUUUUUCUGUUAUGAAAUAGCCGAUUAGCGGCAGAUUAAUUCAAGAUUAGGCUGAGUUUUUUUUAUUUUGUAUCUGUAAAAAAUUUUGUUAUUUUAUUUGAGUAUUUCAUAUUCCAUUAUACAUAAUUUGUAAGAUUUAUAAAUACUUAUAUAACAUUGAAUGAAUUAUAUAAAAUUGAGUGAUUCAUAAAACGUCUUUUCGUUUAUAAAGUAAAACAGAAAAAUUUGUAUAAAAUGUAGAAAUGUCAAAGUGUAUCAUGUAGUGUCCCGUUGACGGAUCUUUGUAAAUUUUCUCUAUAUAAGAAAAAGUAAGAGCGAGAGUGAAAAUGAGAGAUAAAGCCAUUUAUCAUCAUAAACUUCAAAUUCUAGAAAAAAAUAUAAAAUUGGCCUACAUUAAAUCAGCACGUAAAUUUACGAGUGCACAAUAUCAACAACCUCAAUUUCCAUAGUUUUCAUUUAUAGUCAUAAAUACAUUCUUUAAAUCAUCACAUUUUUGUACAGAUGCGAUUUUACAUCAUUUUUUUUAUUUUUUCUAUAAUCAUGUGCCUAGGAAUGACGUAUUUCAUAAAUAUUGUCUUUAUCAAUUUUCUACAUCACACUUCAUUUACAUUACACUUCAUUUACAUUACACUUCAUUUACGAGAGUCAAUAUUGUGCAAGCCUUUAUUUAUUUUAAACAUUGAAAUGAAAUAAAAACAAAAAAAUAUUCUCUAUAUGAUUAUGCGUACAAUUGAUGUAUGGCUCUACUCUAUAGACAAGGUCUUUAAAAAAUAGAAUUCUAAAGAGAAACAAAUAAAGAAGUAUAGGGCUUUUGCGCUCUGAUCGAGAGUGAAAUACAAGAUAGUAUAUAAUAAUUUCUCAUUCUGUUCGACAGGAUGCUGUGAUGUUACUGUCAGAUUGAGUGUUGUGAACAUAUUAUUUUUUACACGAGUGAUUUAUCGUUUAGCAGUGAUUCGUUUAUUUAUAAGGGAAUAAUCAGUGUAAAAUAUCGUAUAAAGCAUAAAGCAAGAAAAUCGUCAUGAAAAUAAUUAUGUCGUAUAGCCGAUAGUUCAUUUUGUAGAAACACAUGACAUUCUCAUUUCGCCGUUUCUUCUGAUUGUAAGUCCAUAAUAAUGUGUGUAUGUAUACAAAACCUCAAAUAAGUGGUGUAAUUACUAUGUAAUUGACCGUCCGGCGGAGCGACGAAUUGAAAAAUGAAAAGCUUUUUCGAUGAGCAAGGCCUUGUGUACGAUAAUUGUAUAAUUUUCGGUAUAUAGGAAUUAAUCAUGUUUAUAAGAGCGAGAAUUCAUUAUUUAUUAUUUCGUCGCCCCAUCUAUUCGAGAUAGAUCUGGCGAAGUGCCCUUAUCAAGCGAGACAUUGUGUAUUUGAAAAGAAAUCCCCAAUAGAUUCAUGUGUGUCUCCCGUAUAUAAAAGUGUAUGUAAACGCGAGACGUCUUUUCCAUUCUUUUCGGCAAAGACACUUUUUACUUUAGUUUCAGAUCUGCCUUAACAACUAUACUAUGUAUAUAUUGCUAAUUAUAUUACAGAAAAAUAAAUAUGUUAUG